AAAGCGCUUUUGGAGGAGAUGUUUGCAGCCAAUUUAUGGUUGCAAGUAGAGUGCUCAGAUGGAGCAAGGUUUUCUGCGGUGGCAAGGAAGCCCUCCUGCCAAGCCAACGGAAAUUCCUGGCUACUGGUGAUACUGCUAGUAUAACAAGUUAACAACUAAGCAGCAGAGGCUUGGCUCAGUUGCUUGCCCCGGUUACAAAUCAAAUGAUUCCUUGCUUGCCCACCUUUCCCUCCAAAAUUCUCAGUCCUACCCCCCACGCACCCCCCCCCCCCCCCCCCCCCCCGGUCUUCUUCUUCUAAGUGCCAAGUGCUAGCACAACCCCACUCAUCAAUCUCCACUUAGUUCCUUGCUUCGCUCCAGUCACAUACCACUUGCUGCAUUGCUUGAUCGGCUAGUUUUCCUUGUCCCUUGCCCUUUGACAUGAGCAAACAGCCGGUGUCGCCGGAGGGAGGCGGCGUGCCGCCGAGCCAUGCUCGCGGUGGCGCCGAUGCGGCGCCGUCUCCGCCUGGGACCGGCCGCGCCCGCAAGGCGAGCGUGCAGGGCGAGCGGCAGGCCGCGGCGGGGUCGCUGCGCGACGGUGCAGGGACCAGUUCGGCCAUGGCAGCCCACGGUGGGGACGGGCGCCAUGUGACUUUCCUUGGAGGCCAGCCACAGCAGGUGGCGCAAUAUCCGCGCGAGGGGCGCAACGGGGCUGCCCCUCCGUCGACGGCGCCAGCACGCCCCAGGCCGUCCUACGUGCCGCCGUCGCAGAAGCGGCGGGAGCAGCCGCCGGCCGACCUUGGACGGCCGUACCCGCAGGGAGGCAUCCCUGCAGAACGGCAGCCGGCGAUGCCGCCGCCGGCCGACCUUGGACGGCCGUACCCGCAGGGAGGCAUCCCUGCAGAACGGCAGCCGGCGAUGCCGCCGCCGCCACGGGGAGGAGCACCGCCACCCAGGGCCGGGAGCGGCCUCGCCAUUCCGGAAGGAGCCGCACCGCCACCUGUGGGAGCUGCGCCGGCGCCGCGCCGGAAAGCAGGUUUCGGAUUCGCGGCUCCAGAACUGCCGGAUUCGUCGGAUGCGCGCCGCCAUCGUCGUCCACACAAGCACGCGCCUGGAGACGACGAAGCUGCCCCGCCAGGUAGCCUCACCACACCGGGAGGAGAUGUAUCGCCACCGCCACUUGGAGGAGCCGCACCGCCGCGCCGGAAACGUAUCGGAAUCCUCGCGCCUGCUUGGGCUUCAGCCCUGACGGGGCCGUCGGACGCGCGCCGUCCUCGUCCACGUCAGCACCCACCUGGACAUGGAGACGAAGCAGCGCCGCCAAACGGGGGCAGCCCCACCGCACCGGAAGGACCACGGCUCCCCACCGCAAAGACCAUCGAGCGCGUCAGCACUUUCGAAAAAGACGACCCCACGGAGGCUGCGCCGGCGCCGGGAAGGAGGCCGCCGGCCGCGGCGGCGCAUGCGCAUGACGACGCGCGUCCCCAACAGCCGGCGCCGGCGCCGACGCGGUAUCAGCCAUCGCACGGCUACGGCGGCAAGAAGUGGCAGCAGGCGGGGCACCCGUCACCGAUGUUCCCCACGGAGAGGAGGAGGAAGAAGGAGAACUCGAGCAAGCCGCUGGCGUUCCUCUUCACCCUGUGCUGCAUCCUCUUCUGGCUCCUGGUGGUCUGCAUCGGCCUCGCCAUCCUGGUGAUCUACCUCAUCUACCACCCGAAGCCGCCUCGGGUGCACGUGAGCACGGCUACCCUGAACGCCGGGUACAUCGACGAACUUCCGCCGCCGCACCUCGGCGUGGCGCUCAACUCCGACCUCUACGUGCUCGCGGCCAUCUACAACCCCAACACCAAGAUCGACGUGGUCCUGCACUACAUGCAGUUCGACCUCUACUUCCAGGGCCACCUCAUCGGGACGCAGGCUGUGUGGCCGCCGCUGUACGAGAGGCCCGGCGACUCCGAGCUCCGGAGCGUGCACCUGGUGGUGAGCGAGGUGGUGAUGCGGCCGGAGGACGCCGACGUGUGGAGGAACACCACGGCCAGCGGCGGCCUCGUGCAGAUGCAGCUCGAGGGCAGGUGGUGGGUCCAGCUCAACUUCGGGCGGUGGCUCCCGUUCAGGUACAUGGUGAAGCCGAGCUGCACGCUCUGGCUCGAUCCGCCGCCGGCGGGCGCGCUGCGCAGGGCUCGGUGUCACCAAUGAUUUCUCCGGCCGCUUCAAUGGAAUCUCUAGGGGUGCAUGUGCAUCAUCUGAUUGGUCGCUUCGCGCAUGGUUGUUUCAGUUCAGAGUUAGAAGAACAAACUCGUGUAUUUUGGCUUUUAGUUAUUUUUUGGCUGAAAAACAUUUGGGGUUCUUACAUCUUACAUUUGUUUUUUGUAAAUCGAAUGGAAUCAGGGAUCGAGUCAGUGAUAAUUAUGUCUAGAAA
Setaria italica (foxtail millet) is the source of this 2398-nucleotide messenger RNA. Its product is annotated as basic proline-rich protein. The record is from RefSeq and is a predicted model, not a curated record. The transcript has a single exon. Gene Ontology annotation, cellular component: plasma membrane. NCBI's taxonomy places the organism in Eukaryota, Viridiplantae, Streptophyta, Magnoliopsida, Poales, Poaceae. The coding region runs from base 421 to 2175 and encodes 584 amino acids.